Molecule: messenger RNA, 2084 nt
Organism: Paramecium octaurelia
Lineage: Eukaryota; Ciliophora; Oligohymenophorea; Peniculida; Parameciidae
Source: the annotation of a GenBank genome assembly
UUGAAUAAUGGAUUAAACAAUCUUGUCAAAAUAAAACAACUACCCUGGUUCUUAUAUAAAGCAAGAUUUGAAGGAAGCCGAAGAAGAACACAAGGCUCAUAAAGAAUUGCAAGAUAAGAAAUAUGGACUAUAUUUUCUAUUGUUUUAAGGAUUAGUUUAUUUGAUUGCUAUAAUCAGUUUUGGAUUUGGGAAUCCCGAUUAGUUGGGGAAACCAUACGACACAAAUUGUAUUCAAAUAGACUCUAUAAGUUAUUAGAGAAUGUAUGCGGAGUUGAUAUAGGGUUGGAAGCAUAUAAAUUCAUAUACUUUACAAAUCCAACUGAUUCAAAACAUUUAGACAGAACAGUGUGUGUUAAGGAGUGUCCAGUUUUGAAUGUAGAUAAUGAAGCAGAUGGUUCUAUUAUUAAUUAAUACAAUAGAAUCGCUGGAAUUAGAAUGCUACCCAAAUCAAGUAAUCAAUUCGUGCAGAAAUAGACCAUCCAUUGAUGAUCCAACUUACACCAUGUUAUAUUAUGAUUCUGUACCAUUCAUUGACAUUUGUCUUCCAAAAAAAACUAGUUAUUUCGAUAACAUUAAAGAAGGCCUACAACAAUCAGGGAUUAUCACAUUCUUAUCAGACAUUAGUAAUGGAAAGAUCAUGAUAUUUGCCACUCUGACACUUUGCUUAUUGUUAAAGUAAGGCUUGAUUUAAUAAUUUACCUAGUUAGUUAUUCUAUUUCUUGAUGAUCAAACUAUAACAGACAGCUAUAUGGGUGAUUUCAAUCUAAUCCAUAGUGGGUCUAUUUUUGUCAGGUUUCUUAGGACUAUUUUAUUAUUUAAAAUAGUCUCAAUAUACUGAGUCUGUGCACAGUGCUACGAUAUCUGGAGAAGAAGCAAUAGGCAUAAUUUAAGUGGAGGAAUCAAAUAUCACUAUCAUUUUAAUUUCGAGUAUCUUUUUCCUUUUGUUUGGCAUUUAUUUCUUGGUGGAUUUAAUAUUGAAUCGUAAGACCUAUAAGACAAUGGGAAUUAAGAUUUAGAUCGUCAAUUACUUUUUUGACUUCUCCUCCUCUGGAAUUCAACAGCAAGAAGAUCAACCCUCAAGAUUCAGAGAAAUCCUGAUACUCUUGAUUGGCAGUGCAGCACUCUUACUGAUGUUUUGUGGAUUCUGGGUUUGGAUGGCAACGUAAUAUAAAUUCAUCAUAUUUCAAUAGAAAUCUCUUCUCAAUCGGAAAGGCAGAAUAAGGAUUUUACGCAUUUAAUACCUUUUAGUUGAGUUGGACAACAUUCAUUAUGGGAUUCAUUCAUGUGUUUGAAUUGAUUAUAGUGACCCUUGCUAUUUUAGGAAGUGAACACGUAAUAUUGAUUGGCAAAGUCAUUGAAGUGUAUAAACGAAUGGGGAUUCAGAGACAGAAAAUAGACUCACGUGAUCCAGAAUUAUAAUUGAUGGAUAUCUUUGAAAUUUAUGCUUUUAAUAACUUUGGGUCAGUUGUUUUUGGAGAAGCCCUUAUCUUCUUAUUGAUGAUUCCCAGAUUAUUCAUCAGGAUUUAUGUGUGGGCUAGAUAGAAGAGAGAUGCUAAUUUCUAAAUCCCAUCUAGAUUGUAAGAGAUAUUGUGCAUAAAUGACAGAGCCUACCUAUUGGCUUAUUUAAGAAAUGAUGAAUUCCUAUUGAGUGCCAAAUCUCAAUAUGUUUUUGACUAAAAGUUGAAGGAAACAACUAAAGUUCAAUAUCAUGGAGAAUAACUAUCAGUUACUUAUUGCUUUGCCGUUGCUAAUUUAUGUGUAUCAUUUACUUACAUCCUGAUUAUUACUACCAGCACAACCAUUGGCAUUCAUUAACCAGUUUAUUUCCUAUUGAUUUCAUUCAUUUUUUCCUAUUUCGUAAAUAUUGAUUCAAAUAUGCUUAGAUAUCUAUGAUGUUCUCAACAGUCUACGGAGCAACAAUUGACAAUUUGACUAUAUUGUUAUAUAGAGACACCACAGCUGAUGGUAAAGUAGUUGGAACCUGCGUAAAGAAUAUCGUUAGAUUAAUGAAAGAACCAGAAUUGAAUGAAUAGGAUCAUUAAUAAUAAAAUCAUGGAUAAGAUUGAAUAACUAUUGCAAUACAG